AUUGUGGCUGGUGAGCUUCUACUCACCAGAGAAUAAUAUAGAGCGAUGGAACAUACAGGAAGGAAAGAACUUAUAGAAUCUUGUUUUAGAGACUGCGUUGGUGGUGAUGUACUCCUUCUACAAUGCAUGGGAUUAUACUCAAUGGGUAAUAUUUUUAGGGAUGAUAGACCACGGUGGUACUAUUGGGAAGUUAUACCAUACAGUAUUGGACUGGCAACAAUAACAUUUGCUCUUAUAUUCGACACACGUAAUGUGUACGAUACUGCUCAAGUUAAUUUCAUGUUAUCCAUUGAAGUGGCUGCAGCUGUAUUUACAGUUACUUUAGCUGUAUUCAAAGUACAAUCAAUCUAUGGCACUGGCAGCAUUGAUCCACUCGACGGAAGCUUAAAUGGAUAUCGUAUAUUGUUGCGUCGAAAGGAGCUUUACGACAUAUUGAAAGUUUGCCACCAGCGAUGGAUUAUCCAAACAUCACGGAGUGCUAUAACAGAGAGGGCCAUAGAAAAUGCUAAGAAUGCACGGGUACUCAGGAUGUGUUAUGCUGUAGCUGUCAUUGGGACUGUUGGAUCUUACAACUUGCGUCCUUAUAUAUUAUACCUCAAAUUUCGACUUUCUGAGACGAAUGAUUCCUUCGAUUUUUCGCAAACCGUUUAUCCGGCUCAUUAUCCUUUCGUGUUAAAUUCAUUUACGCAGUAUUUUUUGUGUGCCGCCUGGGAGCACAUGGGCUUAUAUUUUUUAGCUCUCUGGUGGAUAUCAGCGGACUGCCUUUUUACUCAAUUCUCCACAUAUUUUGCAAUUGAAUUCAAUAUACUUGCAAAUGAUAUUCGUUGCAUAGAUUUAACAACCAAGUCCACAAGUCCGAGAAAUACGGUGAUAAUUGUGAAAGAAUUGAAGAGAAUUAUACGCGAGCAUGUUAAAUUACUUUCAUAUGUUCAUGCGAUGGAAGAAUGGUAUAAUCCAAUAAUUUUUGCUACUAUAUUACUCAAUGGACUGAACUUGUGCAGCCUCCUUUACAGUCUGCAAUAUGUAUUUCAUUAUUUAUUCAAUGAGUUUUACCGUAUAAUAUAUGCUACAUUUAGAUUUCUUCACACUAAUCAAUUAAAAUAUUUACAGAGAAUCGCAGCAAAUAAUUGGAAAGAUGUCAUUAAAAAUACGAGUCAUGUAGCUGCCACCAUUAUGCAGACUAUUAUAUUUUGUUCAUAUGCUCAGUAUCUGAGUGAUGAGAUCAAUGGAUUCCGCCAAGCAGUUUAUGAAUGUUCAUGGACAAACUUCAAUCUAUCAACACAGGCCAUUAUUUUAGUGAUAAUGAUCCACACAGAACGUGAUUACACGUUUUCAGCGUACGGAUUGUUUAACUUAAAUAUGGGUCAAGUCACUACAAUAUUCAGCACUGCAAUGAGAUUUUUGACAAUGUUACGAAAUCUCACCUAAGUAACAUGUAUGAGCUUUUUUAGAAAAAUUUUCCAAGUAAUAUAUAUCUUUGUAGUCUAUAAUCCAAUAAACAAACUGGUUGGGGUACAAUUUUCUACUAAA
Messenger RNA from Diachasmimorpha longicaudata, 1530 nucleotides. RefSeq lists its product as uncharacterized. Gene Ontology annotation, biological process: detection of chemical stimulus involved in sensory perception of smell; sensory perception of smell. Gene Ontology annotation, molecular function: odorant binding; olfactory receptor activity. The record is from RefSeq and is a predicted model, not a curated record. NCBI's taxonomy places the organism in Eukaryota, Metazoa, Arthropoda, Insecta, Hymenoptera, Braconidae. Gene Ontology annotation, cellular component: plasma membrane. Bases 46 to 1428 code for a protein of 460 amino acids. The transcript is spliced from 8 exons.